Messenger RNA from Lutzomyia longipalpis, 1200 nucleotides. RefSeq names its product homeobox protein B-H1-like. Bases 1 to 1200 code for a protein of 399 amino acids. Gene Ontology annotation, molecular function: DNA-binding transcription factor activity, RNA polymerase II-specific; RNA polymerase II transcription regulatory region sequence-specific DNA binding. NCBI's taxonomy places the organism in Eukaryota, Metazoa, Arthropoda, Insecta, Diptera, Psychodidae. The record is from RefSeq and is a predicted model, not a curated record. Gene Ontology annotation, biological process: regulation of transcription by RNA polymerase II. Gene Ontology annotation, cellular component: nucleus. The transcript has 4 exons.
AUGGAUUGGCGGCGGAAGGUGCCUCUUGCACGCCAGAGUGGUGGUACGGUGUUCAGUGUUGGUCCAACUCUUAACAGUAACUGCGUCAAAAUCGUGCUGCAGUGGUUAACGUCGGGCGGAAGCCCAUUCCCAGCAACCAAUAUUAGUGGCAUAUCGGACAUUGCGGGGGCUGACAUGACGGUCCCAGUGCAGCGUGGCUCAAUGGCCGUGCUGCAGCCCCCACGGUCCCGCUUCAUGAUCACCGAUAUCCUUGCCGGUAGUGGUGCAGGUGGUGGUGCAGCAGCAGCAGCCCUUCAUCAUCAUCCGCUGCAUCAUCACAGCGGCGGAGUUGGAGGACGCGACGGAAGCGAAGAUGGACGUUCUCCGAGUCCUGGACCACGCGACCUGAGCGUCACGCCUGGCAAUCGACAUCUCCACCAUCCUGCCGACGACAGUGAUAGUGAUUCAAGUGGAGCCCUCGACAAUCACAGUGUGUGCAGCAAUGGUGCCAAAGAUGAUGAUGGGAGCAUAAAAAGUGGAAUGGGCAUGGGGAGCUCGUCGGGAUUGAGUAAAAAGCAACGGAAGGCACGAACAGCAUUUACAGAUCAUCAACUACAGACACUGGAGAAGAGUUUUGAACGACAAAAGUACUUAAGUGUUCAGGAUCGCAUGGAGUUGGCAAAUAAACUGGGACUGAGUGACACACAAGUGAAGACGUGGUACCAAAAUCGAAGAACAAAAUGGAAGCGACAGACUGCAGUGGGAUUGGAAUUGCUUGCCGAAGCGGGCAACUAUGCGGCUUUUCAGCGUCUCUACGGUGGUCCGGCGUACCUUGGAGGAUGGCCCUACCCGUCACAAGCACCCCCGGGUGCACCCCCAUCAGCAGCUGACCUUUACUACCGUCAAGCUGCUGCAGCUGCCCUCCAGAAACCCCUGCCCUAUCGCCUCUACCCUGGCGUUCCUGCCCUGGGAUCCUUGGGCACAAUUCCGGGACCCAGUGCGCCCUUUCCACACCUCGCCGCCUCCAAUUCACUCUCCUCCCUCAGCAGCUACUACCAGAACAACAACAACACGAGUAGUAGCAACAACAACAACGGACCCACCACCAACAAUCCCAGUUCGAAUCGACGCUCCCCGAGUCCACCGCUAAACCCCGGCAGUCCGCCAGGGCGCUCCGAGAGCAAUCCUGCGUCCGAUGAGGAGGACACAAUACAGGUGUGA